Molecule: messenger RNA, 2976 nt
Organism: Arxiozyma heterogenica
Lineage: Eukaryota; Fungi; Ascomycota; Saccharomycetes; Saccharomycetales; Saccharomycetaceae
Gene: MTR10
Product: mRNA transport regulator MTR10
Exons: 1
Coding region: 1-2976 (991 amino acids)
Biological process (GO): protein import into nucleus
Cellular component (GO): cytoplasm
Molecular function (GO): small GTPase binding
Source: RefSeq, a predicted model, not a curated record
AUGUCAGAAAAUGAGAAUGUUUUUAUUGUGAUUCUCAAUUCAAUUCAAUGCAUUUCCUCUAAUGCAACACAAGAAGAGAAGCAUAAAGCCUUACAAUUUAUGGAAAAUUUUCAAAGAUCUAAUGAGGCGUGGAACGUAUCUACUCAAAUAUUGAGCAAUACCAUUGACAAUAACUUAGAUUUACAGAUUUUUGCAUCACAGACUUUAAGAAAUAAAGUAACUUAUGAUUUGUUUCAGUUGGAUUCAAUUGGUCAAUUGCACAUUAAACAAAUGCUAUUAGAUCUUUUAAAGAUUCAUACCCACAGAUUGGUUAUUACUCAAUUAUCUGUAGCUUUAGCCAGGCUAGCCAUUCAGAUGAUUGAUUGGAAGAAUCCAAUCCUAGAAAUUAUCAAUCAUUUGAAUAAUUUCCCUGGAACUUUGUUGAUAUUUUUCAAGAUUUUACCCGAAGAGACAUUGGACAUUGGUUCAAUUCCAUUAACUGAAGAUGAAUACAACUCAAGGAUACACGAAUUAAUCGAUACCAUAUCUGAAGACAUCUUAAAAUUUCUAAUAUCUUGUGUCAAUACAUUAAAGGAACAAAAUAAUUUGAAUACAGUUUCAAAAACUAAUACAGCUGUAGACAUAACUUUGGAGAGCAUAUUGCAUUGUUUAAGUUCAUGGGCCUUUGAAUUCCCAAUUGAAAAAUUCCUAACUGUAGAGCCCCUGAUUAAUUUGGUAUUUGACUCUUUGUUGAAUGGUUCAGAUAACAAUGAAGUCUUCGAAGCAGCUGUGGAUUGUUUAUGUAUUAUUCUAAAAGAGAGUAGAGAUUUAGUUAAUGAUGAUCUAAUCAUGGCCCUAUAUGGACAAUUGAUGAAUUUACAAUCGAACUUAAUACCUCAGAUUGUCACUUGUAAGGAUAAGGACCAAGCAGAAGAUGAAAUAGAUCCUGAAUUAUUGGAAAAUUUUACAAGAUUGUUUGUUGAAGCUGGUGAGGCUUGGAUUAUUCAUAUAUCUAAAUCCCCAGAAGUAUUUCAGCCAAUGGUAAUGAUAUUACUAAUGUUGACUUGUAAAAAUUCAGAUCUAGACGUGGUUGCUUAUACAUUCCCCUUUUGGUUUAAUUUGAAACAAAAUCUCGUUUUAAUUAGAUACAAAGAAUCCAAGAAAUAUUUCACAAACAUUUUUAUCGAAUUGAUAAAGGGAAUAAUUGGACAUUUACAAUAUCCAAAAGAUUCAUUUACUUCCAAGGAAAAUGAGGAUAAAUUUAAAGAAUUUAGAUAUACUAUGGGUGAUGUCUUAAAAGAUUGUGUCUCCGUAGUAGGUCCAGCUAAUGCAUUAACUCCUCCCUUAGAACAAAUUAAAUCAAAUUUAAACAAUACAUCAAGAAAUGAAUGGCAAAAUUUGGAAGCUGCAUUAUUCUCUUUAAGAACAAUGGCACAAGAAAUUCCAUUAACUGAAAACAAAUUUUUGCCACAAAUUAUACAAAUUAUAUGUAACCUUCCUGAGAUCCCAAAAUUGAGAUAUUCUGCUACAUUAGUAUUGGGACGUUACACUGAAUGGACUUGCAAACAUCCUGAACUACUUGAAAUUCAGUUACAAUACAUAUUCCGUGGAUUUGAUCAAGUCAAAAACAGUAUUAUUCAAGAUGAUAGACAAAUUUUAGAAAUUAUUACAGCAUCAUCACAUGCUUUAAUGUAUUUCUGUUCAGAUUGUUCAGGGUUACUAAGCGAUUAUAUAAAUCAACUGAUUGAUUUUUAUUUCAAUAUUCAAGAUAUCUUAUCAAGAGAUAUUGAGUCUCAAUUCGAGCUUUGUCAGGGAUUAAGUGCAGUGAUUAAUAAACAGCCUAUAGAAACUGUAGCUAGUACAUUUGAUAAAUUAAUUGAUGACAAUUUAACACAUUUACAACAUUUUAUUAUUCAAUGGAAAAAUUCACCAUCAAGUUAUAAUAAAUUGGUUGCUGAUAGAAUUGAUCUUUUGUAUGCACUUUUUGAAGAAUUAUCUCCUAGAUUUGAAUAUCCCCAGCAAGGUUAUGAACCUUUAGUACCAUGCAUUGAGAGAAUAUGGAAUACAAUCAGAGUUAUUAUGGUUGAUCAAGGUGCUAUGACUGAUACUGUUAUUGUAGAGAGGUCUAUGAAAUUGUUAAGGAGGAUUAUUGAAAGGUACCAUGUUUUUUGUGAACCUAUUCUUAGUACUUUAGCAGAUUUUUUAGUUCAGGAAUAUGCUACUACUGGUUUUGGGUCUUUAUUAUGGUGUUCUGGUUCUGUGAUUGUUAUUUUUGGUGAUGGUGAAUCGUUCCCUGUCUCUCCUGAAUUAAAGGAAGCUGUUUGGCAAUUUGCGUUAUCACAAUGUAGCACAUUUAUUAUAAAUUUUCAAAAAAUGGAUAAGAUUCAAUUAAAUAAUUAUUAUGAGGUUAUUAUGGAUUUCUUUUCCAUGGUAAGCGAUUUAGUUAUGUUUUAUCCAAAAGAAUUCAUUAUGUCUACUGAAUUGUUGGAUAAUGUGGUGGAUGUGGCAAUUGAGGCGGUUAAUAAAUUGGAAACUUUAGAUGCCUAUGUUUAUAUCUUACGUUUUCUAGAUGAUAUAAUAUCAUGGGGGUUUAGGACACCUCCAAUUUCUACUAUUUCAAUAGAGCUUGUACCUGAUGAUUGGCGUCAACAAAUUAUUCAAGAAAUUAUUGUUAACCGUGGUGCUAAUUUGGUUAAUUCGUUGUUUGGCGGAUUAGUUACUGUCUUUAAAGACACGUCUCAUUCAGAAGCAAUUAAUUGUAUAGUCAAAUGUUUUAGGUUGUCUCUUGAGGCUAAUGGAAAUGACUCAUCUGUCUGUGCUUCAUGGAUUGUUAAUGUAGUUAAUGAUUUAGGUAAUGUAUCAGAUAAAGAGAGAGAUAAUUUAUUAAAAUCUGUAACUGAUGGUCUUAAUGAAAGAAAUUAUAGAAAGGUUAAAGAAAGCAUUAGAGUAUUUAUAGAAUGGUUUUUAAGGAAAAAUAUCAAUUCUAGAGUUGAAUAA